Molecule: messenger RNA, 2320 nt
Organism: Culicoides brevitarsis
Lineage: Eukaryota; Metazoa; Arthropoda; Insecta; Diptera; Ceratopogonidae
Gene: Hr3
Product: probable nuclear hormone receptor HR3
Exons: 10
Coding region: 323-2107 (594 amino acids)
Biological process (GO): regulation of transcription by RNA polymerase II
Cellular component (GO): nucleus
Molecular function (GO): nuclear receptor activity; zinc ion binding; RNA polymerase II cis-regulatory region sequence-specific DNA binding
Source: RefSeq, a predicted model, not a curated record
CAAUUCCAUAAAAAAAAAACUUUUUUUUUUUCACAAAGUAACGCGGAAUAAAUACAAAAAAUUAUUCAAAGUGGCGUCGUCUGGUGAAAAUACGGCGAAUGCGUCCUCGCCCGCUAUCACGACAAAUCGCAUCGCAUUGACGACGCUCGAUAAUGCCAUUGCACAGGCAACGAGUGCUGGCGGUGCCGUACUUGUGGCGGAAAUUCAAAUUUCGCCCGUGGGAACGGCAGCAACGGCAAGCAGCGGAAAUACGACGACGACGACAAUUAUAAAGGCAGCGAAUCCGCCUGGCACGACAACGGUGCAAGCUGUGGCGCAGCAAAUGAGACUGUCGCCGUUGCAGUCGUCGCAUGCGACAAACAGCACGGGCGGUCGGGAUAUUACUUCCAGCGGGAGUGGAGUCAUGACAGCUCAAAUAGAAAUUAUACCAUGCAAAGUGUGCGGAGAUAAGUCGUCGGGAGUGCAUUAUGGAGUCAUUACUUGUGAAGGCUGUAAAGGAUUUUUUCGAAGAUCUCAAAGUUCUGUUGUAAAUUAUCAGUGUCCACGGAACAAGCAAUGCGUCGUGGAUCGUGUUAAUAGGAAUAGAUGUCAGUAUUGCCGACUGCAAAAGUGCCUAAAAUUAGGAAUGAGUCGUGAUGCUGUCAAAUUUGGUCGAAUGUCAAAGAAACAACGUGAAAAGGUUGAGGACGAGGUGCGAUUCCAUCGUGCCCAAAUGCGUGCGCAAAGUGAUGCUGCUCCGGAUAGUUCAGUAUUUGACACACCGACGCCAUCAAGUAGUGACCAACUGCAUCAUAGUUAUAACAGUUAUCCGUACUCUAAUGAAGUCAGUUAUGGCAGUCCUUACGGUUAUUCGGCAUCGGUGACACCGCAACAAACGAUGGGAUAUGACGGAAUAUCGGCAGACUUUGUCGACAGUACAACAACAUACGAACCACGAAGCACAAUAAUCGACCCAGAGUUCAUGGGACACAAUAAAGAAGACUCAGCGCAGCAGCAACCCGUAACAUCGCAACAAUCACAACCGCAACAACAACAACAACGCACAAUAACCCUUAACGAAAUCCGUUUGCCACGAGCACUCGUUACUGCUGGCACGUCAUCCGCAUCUUCGUCGCAAGUCACCUUUCUCACAACCACCGCUGCUGCGUGCUCGUCUUCGCCGCAUUCGAAUGACGGAGCCGCCGGCACCAUAAUCACGAUCAAGCAAGAAAAUAUCGCGAGCUUGAGUGGUGCGAGUUUCGUGGAUUCCACGACUUUCCUUGCGGCACCCAAUUCCCCGAGUUGCACGCAAAUGGUGAAUCCUAGUUUAGUGUGUAACGCGACUACUGCCUCAAGUACAGCCGACGAUAUCAAUGAAGUACUGAUAAAAACAUUGGCGGAAGCCCAUGCAAACACAAACCCGAAGCUGGAUGAAGUACACGAGAAAUUCAGGAAGUCUCAAGACGUCACCCAAGUUAUGUACUAUAAGAAUCUGAAUCGGGAAGACUUGUGGCUGGAUUGUGCGGAAAAAUUGACAAAUAUGAUACAAAAUAUUAUUGAAUUUGCUAAGCUAAUACCUGGUUUCAUGAGACUUAGUCAAGAUGAUCAGAUUCUCUUGUUAAAGACUGGCUCCUUUGAAUUAGCAAUCAUACGCAUGUCCCGCCUGAUGGACUUGUCGCAAAAUGGUGUGUUGUAUGGUGAAGUGAUGCUGACACCCGAUGCCUUCUAUACCUCAGAUUCGUUCGAAAUGAAGCUCGUGGCGAAUAUCUUUGAGACGGCAAAGAGUAUUGCGGUACUGAAGUUGACGGAAACGGAGUUGGCACUGUAUCAGAGUUUGGUGUUACUGUGGCCAGAACGAAAUGGAGUAAGAGGCAAUACGGAAAUUCAAAGACUUUUCAACAUGAGCAUGUCAGCAAUCCGACAAGAGAUUACGGCAAAUCAUUUACCGCUCAAAGGAGACGUUACGGUGCUGGACACUCUCAUUAACAUGAUACCAACGUUCCGCGAAUUAUCAUUAAUGCAUAUGGAUGCCCUGAACAAAUUCAAACUUGAGCAUCCGGAAUAUGUGUUCCCAGCCCUUUAUAAAGAACUGUUUUCUAUCGACUCCCAGCAAGAUCUCGUAACAUAACAUCAGAAAUACGAACACAAUAAUCAACGAGAGACAGAAGAGGAGGAGGACGAAGACGAGGACGAGGAUGGUGAUAGUGCAGUUUGCAUACGCGGACAUUUCAGUAAGAAUCAUAAAAAUCCAAAUAACACCGAUAACAAUACAGUGGUUAUAAUUAUACAACAACAACAACAAUCGGAUGAAACAUAAUUGGAGAUAUAAAAUUUUUAUUAA